UAGAGAUGGAAUAGGGGUUUUUUUUGGUAAACGACUAGAGUGGCCCCAAGAACUCCGAUUCCCUGAAGGUGAAAGGUCAGGAGCUCUCUGGCGGAAGGGCUGAACGUCACUUCCUGGCUUUUUCUUUUAGACCUGUGGCGGGCACACGCGGUGCCCGGGGUGGGUAAUUUUUUUGUUGUCGUGGCCACUUCUCGCUCGGUCGGGCUGUCAUGAGCUUGCCUCUCAAUCCGAAGCCUUUCCUCAACGGGCUGACUGGGAAGCCCGUGAUGGUGAAGCUGAAGUGGGGAAUGGAAUACAAGGGCUACCUCGUCUCCGUCGACGGCUAUAUGAACAUGCAGCUUGCAAAUACAGAAGAAUAUAUUGAUGGCGCAUUAUCUGGACACCUUGGUGAAGUUCUGAUAAGGUGUAAUAAUGUCCUUUACAUAAGGGGUGUGGAAGAGGAGGAAGAAGAUGGAGAAAUGAGAGAAUAAAGUUUUUUUAAAAAAAUAAACUUACUAAGUUUGCAGUUUUUUAAAAAAUAAAAUAUAUGUCAUGUUUGGGUCUUAUAAUACAUGUGUAAAUGAGCCUGCAUAGUGUAUCUGGUGGUUAGGAAAAGUUAAAUAUUUUUGUUAAAGGAAAAAAAGUUCAAUAUGAAAUAAAGAUUCUUUUUGAAUGUUCUUAAAAUA
Molecule: messenger RNA, 665 nt
Organism: Eublepharis macularius
Lineage: Eukaryota; Metazoa; Chordata; Lepidosauria; Squamata; Eublepharidae
Gene: SNRPF
Product: small nuclear ribonucleoprotein polypeptide F
Exons: 4
Coding region: 210-470 (86 amino acids)
Biological process (GO): spliceosomal snRNP assembly; mRNA splicing, via spliceosome
Cellular component (GO): U1 snRNP; catalytic step 2 spliceosome
Molecular function (GO): RNA binding
Source: RefSeq, a predicted model, not a curated record